Exophiala spinifera is the source of this 1791-nucleotide messenger RNA. RefSeq lists its product as uncharacterized. The record is from RefSeq and is a predicted model, not a curated record. The transcript has a single exon. The coding region runs from base 1 to 1791 and encodes 596 amino acids. Lineage: Eukaryota; Fungi; Ascomycota; Eurotiomycetes; Chaetothyriales; Herpotrichiellaceae.
AUGGCGUCUGCCACAGACAUCAUAACCUAUGUCGGUGUGCCACUGGCCGUGCUCGGCGUAUUACCCAUUCUCUACACUUUUAUGCUAGCGGUCCUCACACAACGACGGAUACGUGCUUCAUUGCUCUGCCACGGUCACCGACCAGUCAGCAGGACUCGACCCAACGAUGGCUUCACGAUUCGAAGUUCUCCCAUGACGAGCCUGAUCGAGGUGGAAUUACCCAAAUACACCAUCGCCCCUCUGGAGAGAAACCAUGACGACUACUGGAAAUCCACGGAUGCCGGUGAGGAACAGACAGGGGAGGAGCACCGACUGCUGGGAAGAGCGGAAACCACAAUGAGCAUGAUGGAGGAAGGCCGCGUGUUGGGGUUCCUCCGUGGUGGUAGUUGGAGGGCUUUCCAUUGGAAGAGGCUGAUGGUAGGCAGAAAACUGUAUAGGAUACAAUAUGAAGAUGAGCUUCGCGAACCACCUGCCGAGAUUGAAUUUUCUGAUCUCAUCCAUUUCUUGCUAGAUUGGGGUGCUGUCCCCGACGCAAUGGGUUGGGAAAAGCUAAAGUCGGGCGGGCUGUGGACUCCCGCUGGAACAACACUUCUACGCAAGCCAGGCGAUGCAGAAGACAAGACGGCGGGAAACGCCGACUGGGUUUUAAGAACAACCAUGCCCGACGAAAGCGACGGCGUCCUGAGCGUCACCAUCCGAUGGACGAAAGAAACAACAGCAUUGACAGACACCAGAGGCGUCGCGAGUCUCCCGCCAGGCUGGGGACGGCUGAACCAGCCUCGACAACUUGAGCCGCGAGACAAGCUCAAGGAGGAUGUCAAAGACCUACCAUCUCGCAUCGAAGAGAUGAAAGCCGCAGACAAAUACAGCAUAGACAGCUCGAGUCUCCGUUUCCGAACGGAGGAUAACCGCGUGCAACGAAUUCAUUGGGAACAGAAACACGUCGAGACAGGAUUCAUCCGUGAACCCUUUCCCACAUAUGAACGAUCAGUGGCGUCCCUCUGGUUUACAUGUGCGUCCUCGGCCCUUCUUUCCCGGAAACAAUCCAGCGGCGGCUUGUGGGCGUUCGAGAUUCCCGCCGAGAUCCGAACGUUUGUCCGCAAAGAGUCCAUACCCUGCGGCGUUCUCGUGACGCUGGGCAUCCUCGCCGAGACCGACGCGCCACAGUGGUCGUCAGAACCCGAGAGCGCAGUUCGCGACGCAACAAUGAACAUGUCGAACAGACACUUUCAACGCUUCCAGGCGCGAGUCGCCGCCGAACGACUCGAAGCCACUAUGCCUCCCGAGCAAGCCAGGAUACACCGAAUGAACCGAGAAGCAGCUGAGCGACGCGACCAAAUGAACGACAUGACGGAGUCGCUCCGUUUCCGCGAAGAGCGCAAUGAGCGUCGCAUUCAAGAAGCCAUCGCCAGCCCCCGCAUGAGCAUCAAAGCGGCCUUCGAGGCGUGUCUCGCGUGGCUGAUCCAGCAAGGCGAGGUCGGUCGCGAGUGGACGCUAGAGCAGCUCGUCGAGGCGAUACUAUAUCUACUCGUGGUGGAUCAGAGCAACAACGACCAAGGCGAGGCCAGAAAAGUCUCCAGGAUACUCGACGAGUGGCAGGCCUGGACUACGGCGGGAGGCAUGAAGAAGCAACAAGUCAAGCUGCUCGAGGAGAACAAGACUGCGUUCUGCUUUGCUGCAGCGCUGGUAGCUGUUGUCAGUGAGUGCGCUGAUUCCGAUUCCGGCCAUGGUAAGGCCGGUGCAGACAUGCUGGAGUGUUUGAGAUUAUGGCGAAAGGUGCGUCUAGGAUGA